AUGUUUGAUGAGUCCGCAUUCGACGUCGACGACGGUACUGGCUACUCACCAGCACCGAGUCCAUCCAUGUCUGCAGUCAGCGCUGUACCAUCUCUGUUCUACGGUACUUCUUCACCCAGCUCAUCUCUUUGCCCUUCCCCCAGCGUUCUGCCCAGCAAUCUCACCAGCCCAGCGAUUCCCUCAAUCUCACUCCCCCCAACCAGCUCCACCGGCAGCAGCAAGGCGCUAAACGACGAGAUUAGAUUCACCCGCAAGCCUUCCGUUCAAAAUGCGCCGAUGCCCACCACCUUCUCCACUGCGACUCCUUACCAGUCCUACCAAUCGAGGAGAAGGAGCUAUCCUGUAAUAAGGCAGUCGCAGUUUAGUGGUGGUGGUUGUGGGGGCUUUGUUUCCAGCUCCUCGGGCACUUAUAAACCCACGGACCAUCCGGCCGAACGUGGCGACGUUGCAGGCACAAUCCACCCGCCACACUCUCACUCAUCCGCCAUCGAUAAUCUCAAAAAGCAAAACCACAGGCACACCAAUCCCUCCACCUCCCCCGUUAGCAUGAGUAUGAGCUUGAGCUUGAGUACCAGUCAGACUCCCAUUUCUAGCUUCUUGAAUGGCUGUUUCGGUGAUGGCAGUCCGACGCAGUCUUCCACUAACCACCAAACACACAAUCGCACAAGAAGCAAAUCUCAUGGUAAUUCGCAGGCUAUGUAUAGCAGUGGUCGUGUGGGCAAUGUGAGGGGUAAUAGAUGGCAUAGGGACGAUGGGCAGAGUGAGCAAGCGACGGACACUGAUCUUACCGAUCGCCGAGGCAGAUCAGCUACACGGAGUAGCUCGCGCGAUGACCACAGCGAUUCGAGGAGAUUAUCUCGCCUCAGCCCCAAUCCAACCAGAUCAGCGAGGUCAAAGUCAAAGUCAAAAUCAAAGUCAAAAUCCUCCCACUCAUCGCGAUCAUCGCAGUCUUGCAUCAGGACUCUUCCUCCUCUCAAACAGGAGCAGAGCGAUGACACUAUUGGGCCGGGUUGCGAGGAGUGGGCUGAUUGGUCGUGGGACCAGCAUCACACCAACAAAUUAGCUAUAUCUACCCAGCAUCAUCGCAGCGAUCGUCAUCGUGAUAGCCUGGAGCAUGACUAUUUCGAUCUGGAGGCAACACCCAAACUUGAAAAGAAGCAGGUGAUAGGAAUGGGUGAGUGA
This is a messenger RNA of Wallemia ichthyophaga EXF-994, 1182 nucleotides long. RefSeq lists its product as uncharacterized. The coding region runs from base 1 to 1182 and encodes 393 amino acids. The record is from RefSeq and is a predicted model, not a curated record. NCBI's taxonomy places the organism in Eukaryota, Fungi, Basidiomycota, Wallemiomycetes, Wallemiales, Wallemiaceae. The transcript has 2 exons.